CGGCUGCAAAAGCAGCUAGAGCCACACCUCAAAAAGCUCACUAUUCCGGUUGCCAGCAAGGCAGACUGAUGAAAUGCCUUGUUUCUCUCCAUAAGAUCUAUUUGACAUGGAUCAUAGUGGACAGGUUUGAGGGUGCAUCAAAAAUAUGAAGGUAUGGCUGGUAUCUCCCAAAAAGUCAUCCCAUGAGCUGUAUCUUCCCUGGCAGCUCAGUUUUAUUGUGUCUUCCAGUCCAAACUUAAACCACUCAACUGAAGAAGGGCAUACUGAUAGGUUUACUUCAUGGUACCUGGAACGGAUGCAAAAUCCGCAUCUCGUCCAUAUGAAAGAAUGGUGCGCAAAAUAUGGCGUCAUACCGCCACUCCUCAUCCCAUGACUCCUCGCCCAUUCAAAUUUCUCUCGCUCAUUUUUUUCUUCUCCCCCAUCCUCACCAGUGGGAAUUUUGGCGAGAAGUACCUCAUAACGUCCAAAAAGCAUCAGAUACACCGCGUUUACCUGCCCCCACCCCCUCAACAACCUUCCAGCAUGUUGAAGCACUUCCUUUCCCGGAAGCCCAAGUGUGAGCGGGACUUCGAUAAAGCCUACAGCAAGUGGCUGGAUGAAAUAAAACACGAAAAUUAUUCGAAAACGGAAGAAAGCUCAUGGGUCACUCCAUACCUUGAUGAGACAAAGCGUGGCUUUGCCAUCCUUCAGCGACGACGACGCCUCAUAGAGGGACCACUAAUAGUUCCUACCCAAACAAAAGAAAGCGAGCUCUACCGUAACCCGCCGGCCUAUAGUGAUAUUCAGUCACCGCCCAUGGACUGGAAAUCAGAAGCCAAAAAAGACGCGGAUGAGCUUCUAGAGCUAUAUUGGGAGCAUAACUCAAUCCUACAUGCUAUGCUGCUCCGGAAACCUCGGAACAUCGCUAUAAAAGGGUUUGACAUUCUGACUCAUCACAGUGAUCGAAAUGGCCGUUCCUAUUUAUGGGUCAAAUGUCGUGCUCGGUGUGCCGAUGAGGGGGGGUGCUGUGGGCGACCUUGUGGAUGCUGUGCAAAGUCACUGUUGACGUACCUUUGUCCAUCAGAACAGGAAAGCGCACGCAAGACCCGCUAUGUGUACGGCCAUUGUACGGCGGAGUGUCCCUGCUGUAUACAGACACGGCACAGACCCUACCUACCUCAUCCGUCCUUGCCUCCACCGAAGUUCUGAUGUAGGAAGGGGCGAUGGCUAGUUUUCAUCCAUUUAGUAGCUUCGCCAGCUCGUCUCCUUUCUCUUCCUCAACAUCAUCUUUAUUAGCAUAGCUACUUAUUAUUAUGGACAUCGCUCAAAAAAUCCCUUGGUGGGUAUACCUCAUCGUCCCCGUUGUUAUCAUAGCUGCUUCGCUCGUCUGCAAGUCUUGCUGCCUGCCCUUGGACGUCUUUUGCGUGUCGGUUUCAGAGACAGUCAGGAACUGGUUGAAUUCGCGUUCGCGUCGUCCCGCUAGGUCGCAUACGUCUGUCGCUCCUCCCGACUCUUCAUCCGUGGGACUUCAGUCCCUGCCUCCAA
This is a messenger RNA of Aspergillus heteromorphus CBS 117.55, 1524 nucleotides long. RefSeq lists its product as uncharacterized. The transcript has 2 exons. NCBI's taxonomy places the organism in Eukaryota, Fungi, Ascomycota, Eurotiomycetes, Eurotiales, Aspergillaceae. Bases 370 to 1188 code for a protein of 272 amino acids. The record is from RefSeq and is a predicted model, not a curated record.